AUGUCUUCCAACUCGAACGUCGACUUCAACAAAACCGUUGGUCACGAUGCUGGCACCCAGCCCGUCGCAUGGAACCGUCGCGAUCUCCUCACCUAUGCCGUUAGCAUCGGUGUUGGACCCAAGGACCUCGACUACGCCUAUGAGCGCGAGGCUGGCUUCCGUGCUUUCCCCACCUACCCCGUCGUCCUCGCUCUCAAGGGCACGUCGCAGGACACCACCGUCUUCUCCGAGAUGGUCUCAUCUCGUGCGGCUGUUCCCGGCUUCCCUUCGCUCGACCUCAACACCGUCGUCCACGGUGAACAGAGUAUCGAGAUUCACGCUCCCAUCCCUCUCGUCUCAGGUGAGGGUUGGAAAUUGGAAAAGCGCAUUUCGGCAGUUCACGACCGACCGACCGGUCUCAUCAUGGAGACUGAAGUCCGUCUCAUCAGCCCCGUCGGUCGCAACCACGCUACAAUGAUCGGCAGCAGCUUUUACCGCGGCGGUGGACAAGGCACUGGCUUCAACAAGUCGAUCAUCACCAAGCCUCCCACCCCCAAAGCACCCACUCGCGACCCCGACUUCACACUUUCCGAGAAGACCACCCUCCAACAGGCUAUGAUCUACCGUCUCUCCGGUGACUACAACCCUAUCCACAUCGACGGAGGUCUCGGCGAGAAGGUCGGUCUCGGUGGUACCAUCCUGCACGGUCUCUGCUCGUACGGUUUCGCUGCUCGUGCAGUGCUCAAGGCUGUCAACUCGGGCAACGACGGUGUACCCGCCAACCUCACUGGGGCCAAGACAAGGUACGAGCUCGAGGCUUUCGCUGUGAGGUUCACCUCGCCAGUGAGGCCUGGUGAUGAGCUCGAGACAAAGGUCUGGUUGGUCGGCGAAAAGGACAGUAAGCAGGAGAUCGCAUUUGAGCAAUUUGUCAAGAACACCGGCAAAAAAAGUCUAGGUAUGGGUUACGCCAGAGUUGUCAAGGUUGCCAACGACGAUGUUAGCCGCUUUGCCAAGCUCUAA
This is a messenger RNA of Ustilago hordei, 999 nucleotides long. RefSeq lists its product as uncharacterized. The record is from RefSeq and is a predicted model, not a curated record. NCBI's taxonomy places the organism in Eukaryota, Fungi, Basidiomycota, Ustilaginomycetes, Ustilaginales, Ustilaginaceae. The transcript has a single exon. Gene Ontology annotation, cellular component: peroxisome. The coding region runs from base 1 to 999 and encodes 332 amino acids.